Messenger RNA from Pseudophryne corroboree (corroboree frog), 4113 nucleotides. RefSeq lists its product as uncharacterized. Gene Ontology annotation, biological process: DNA repair; telomere maintenance. NCBI's taxonomy places the organism in Eukaryota, Metazoa, Chordata, Amphibia, Anura, Myobatrachidae. Gene Ontology annotation, molecular function: DNA helicase activity. The transcript has a single exon. The record is from RefSeq and is a predicted model, not a curated record.
AUGUGCCAGUUCUGUGGAUCUCGGAAUUUUCUAGCAGAGCGUCCAUCCGAUUUUAAAUUCACAAGCUGCUGCCGCAAAGGCAAACUUCAGUUGCCAAAACCACAAGACAUAAAUGGAGUGCAUUUACACUAUCCACAGUUUCUAUGCAACUUACUAUCGGACACAACUGACCCCAACCACAAUCAUUUCCGUGACAAUAUCCGAUCUUAUAACAGUGCUGUUUCCUUUGCAUCAAUGGGAGCAAAAAUUGUUAGUUUACAAGGAAAAGGCCCUUACGUGUUCAAAGUACACGGCCAGACAUAUCAUCGCACUUCCCACCUACAGCCUGUUAAUAAUCAUACACCCCAAUUCGCACAACUAUACGUUAUGGACAGCACACAAGCAGCCAACUUUCGGGAGGAACAUGUCGCCAAUGAUGACUGUCGGCCCAACAUCAUGGACACCAUUGACCGUUUUUUUCGCACACACAAUCGCCUUGCUCAUAGCUAUCAGCUUAUUCGGAACAUUCAUAAACAACAAGUCCAACUUGCUGCUGAAACAGGACAACAGGUUCCAGUCGUUAGCAUGGCCCUCAGACGGGAUCGCCACUCGGAUUACAGACGAUACAACAAACCCACAUCCAACGAAGUUGCAAUGAUCUUUGUCAACGAAGAUGGAGAACCACCAUUCCAUUGCGACAUCAGAAUAUAUACAAUAAAUCCUGAUGAUCCAAACCAACCAUUUAUUAACCUUAACAUUCUAAGCCCAAACAUGGAUCCUAUGACAUAUGCUCUUCUUUUCCCUUAUGGCGAACCUGGCUGGCAACCUAAUUGGCACUGUGCUUCUUAUAAUGGAGCACAACUCAAUCCAAAACGCACCUAUGUUACCAUGUUGCAGUACAAAGCCGCCUUAACAGCCAAUAGAGAUGAAUUCAGCCCCAUAAUGUAUGCAGGAAAAUUAACACAACAGUGGUUAGUCGAUUCCUAUCUGCAGGUAGAGGCUAAUCGAUUAAACUACAUUCGACACAAUCAAAAACGCUUAAGAGCAGAACAGUAUCAGGGACUAGCUGACCACGUUGCAAACAUGGCAGACCAUAAUCACAUUGCCGCUGGGGUUCCCAUCAUUCUACCAUCUACCUUUGAAGGUUCACCAAGACAUAUGCGCGAACGUUGCUGUGACGCCAUGUCCAUUUUUGCAAAAUGGGGAGCUCCAGAUGUUUUUGUUACUUUCACCGCUAAUCCAACUUGGCCCGAAAUAAUUGACAACUUAAGGCCAGGCGAACACACUUCAGAUAGACCUGACUUAGUUGCACGCGUGUUCAAAAUUAAACUCGAUGCACUCAUUGAUGACCUAACCAAACAUAGCCUUUUUGGACAGGCACAAGACUUUGUCUAUACCAUUGAGUUUCAGAAAAGAGGCCUUCCACACGCUCACAUACUGCUUGCACUGAGAGCAGAGGACAAAUUUACCACUGCUGAAAAAAUUGAUAAAAUUGUUUCUGCAGAAAUACCCCAUGUGGGACAUCUACUUUUGCGGCAAAUCAUAACCCGCUGUAUGCUACAUGGUCCAUGCGGCACAAACUAUCCACGCGCACCCUGUAUGCAAAAUGGCAAAUGUACCAAGCAAUUCCCAAAAGAAUUUAAUGACAACACCCUCAUACACCGUAAUACAUAUCCUGUAUACCGACGUCGCCCUACAGAAACAGUAGAGGUUCGAGGCGUACUUAUGUCCAAUCAAAAUGUGGUACCAUACAAUCCAUACUUAGCCCUAAAGUACAACGCACACAUAAACGUGGAAGUGUGCACUUCACUGUACGCUAUCAAGUACAUCUACAAGUACAUUUUUAAGGGCUUUGAUUGUGCAAAUGUGGUCAUAACACCAAAUGGUCAACCAGAGCAACAAUACAAUGAAAUACAAAAUUUCAUUGACUGCCGCUAUGUAAGCCCUCCAGAAGCUAUUUGGAGAUUAAGAGAAUAUGUAAUGCACGAUCGCUCACACGCUGUAAUAAGACUUCCCGUACAUCUACCUCACCAGCAAACAAUCAUCUUUGAACAAGGUCAUGAGGAAGAAGCCCUCCUUGCAGCCCGAACAGGCAGAACAAAACUAGAAUCUUGGUUUGCACUAAAUGAACAUGAUCCACAUGCACACCAAUGGCUGUACACAGAAAUUCCACAUUACUACGUUUAUACACGUGGUAAUUGGGAAAAAAGACAACGAGGAGGUGAUAACAUUGUUGCCAGAAUGUACACUGUCAAUGUGAAAAAUGAAGAACGCUUCUACCUACGCAUUUUACUUCUACAUGUUCCCGGUGCAAUCAGUUUCCAGGCAUUGCGCACAGUCAAUAAUGUUGUCUGUGAAACCUUUAAAGCAGCAGCUUUUGCACAAGGACUACUUGCAUCCGAUGACGAAUGGCAUCACUGUUUAACCGAUGGAGCCACUUACCUUAUGGCUAAACAGUUAAGGGAAAUGUUCGCAUACAUCUGCUGCUUUUGUCAGCCUGCUCAACCACUCAAAUUGUGGGAAAAUCACAUAAUUGAUCUGACUGUUGACUUAAUGCAACACAAUUCUGAAAACAUUGCCCAAAACAACGCACUAUAUGACAUCAACACAAUCCUUCAACAACAUGGAUUAUCCUGUUCUGUGCUUGGCUUGCCAACUCCUACGGGAAAUGCACCAGCACAACAAAAAUAUAAUCUCAUUGAGGAAGCACACGAAGCAAAGAAACUCAUAGCAAUGCUCAACAACCAGCAGUUACAUGCAUUCAACACAAUUAUCAUAGCAGCGGAUAACAGCCAUGUUACCAACCAUUGUUUUUAAUUGGAUGGGCCCGGGGGCUCAGGUAAAACAUUCCUGUACACCACACUCAUAGCAUACAUACGAGGAAAGGGACAAAUUGUAUUGCCAUUUGCAACCACUGGCAUUGCAGCUACCUUACUCAAAGGAGGACGCACUGUUCACAGUGGCUUUAAACUUCCUGUCCCACUUCUUGAUACCUCUGUUUCUUCACUACGUCUAACUUCACCAGAAGCUGAUGUAUUACGUAAAUCAACCCUCAUCAUAAUUGACGAAAUUACUAUGCUUCCAAAACAUGGACUACGCUGUAUUGACACACUCCUGCGUGACAUCAUGAACAUCAACACACCAUUUGGAAACAAAAUCAUCGUUUUGGGCGGAGAUUUUCGACAAACACUUCCUGUUGUUGCCCGAGGAACCCAAACCGAUAUUCUAGAAUGCUGCAUUAAAGCAAGUCACCUGUGGAAACAUUUCACUCAUCUCACUCUUACUACCAACAUGCGCACCGAAGGACAAGUUGAACACAAUAAAUGGCUUCUACAAGUUGGUAUGGGAACUCUGCCACCAAUAUCCAAUUUCACCGACAAUACCACCAUUCUAAUACCACAACAUAUGGUCACAACAGACGAUCUAAUAGAAACCAUUUUUAAAAAUGCAAGCCAGAUGUCGGAGGAGGACCUAGCAAAACGAGUCAUUAUUGCACCCACAAACGCUCACACUCUCGACAUUAACCGCAAGAUUAUUGAUUUACUAGGAGAACAUGGCACCAUUUAUUACAGUGCAGAUUCUGUUGUCACUGAAGAUCCAAACGAUACUUUAAACUUACCCAUUGAAUUUCUCCACAGCCAAACACCUUCAGGAAUGCCUCCACAUGUUCUGCUCUUAAAAAAAGGCGUUAUUAUAAUGCUUUUACGCAACCUUAACCCACUGAAGGGAUUAUGUAACGGAACACGCCUAAUUGUCGAAGAACUAGAACAUCACUUCAUAACGUGCAGAAUUCUAUCAGAGUGCAACAGAGGCGACGUUGUAUUUAUUCCACGAAUUGAUUUAGCUGCCAAUGAUACAACAUUACCAUUUAUCCUACACCGUAGGCAGUUUCCCGUCAUUCCCGCAUACGCAAUCACCAUAAAGAAAUCUCAAGGACAAACUUUUGAUCACGUUGGCAUUCUUCUUCAAACAACAGUUUUCUCACAUGGACAACUGUAUGUUGCAUUAUCACGCUCUCGCAACCAACAUCACGUCAAACUACACAUUACACCAACAGACCAACAAGGACAGCUCCUGGGUGACGACCGUCACUUUACCAAAAAUGUUGUUUUCAAUCAAGUGUUUCAAAUGUAA